Molecule: messenger RNA, 1430 nt
Organism: Klebsormidium nitens
Lineage: Eukaryota; Viridiplantae; Streptophyta; Klebsormidiophyceae; Klebsormidiales; Klebsormidiaceae
Source: the annotation of a GenBank genome assembly
AGACGCUCUAAGUUUGGGCCUGAGGCUGUGGCUUUGUUAUCAUAUUGCGUUUUCUUUGAAUCUUGCAGCGGCUUUGCUUUCCUUGACUUUACUCUGACGUCUUCGCACCAAGAGUCCCCAGCCUACAAGCUGCGCGACGUCACAGGGCGGCUCCGGGACGAUGGAUAGGCCAUGUGCAGCAGGGGCGCUUGUGGAUGCCCAAGCAGCAUGUCCUUGUUUACAACAUCUUAGCAUGGGCGCAGCGCGGUCUAGAUUGUUCAAGGCGCCACCAGUCUGUAUUCGCAAGCAACAACGCCAUGCGCCCGCUGCUGCACGAUCGCGUUGGCCCUCCUUUAACAGCUUGAAAGACUGUAACUGGCGGCAUGCCCCGCCGCCGCCACUAAGAAGGAGAGGUUUGAGGAAUCGACAGCUUCAACGGGGACUAUUGCCAAUUAAAGCAGGUAAAGGUGAGAGGAUAGACAUCUACGAAGGCGCGCCAAGACCACAGCCACAAUCCUCCCCUUCCGUAGACACAGCAGACUCUCUCAAGAACGAGCGAGGGCAGUUUGAGAGAAGCCCCACCGGUGUGCUCAACCGCCGCAGGCGGAAGCAGAAGCAACCGGGCAGGGGCUUCAAUCUCUUCUUCCUCCUGUGGAAGGCAUUCAUCAUUGCGAGCCUGGCGCACACGGUCGCAGCGUAUUUGGCUGACGAGCAGAGCACGUGGGAAGUGUCGCUGGUGAUCAUGCUGGCAGUCUUCCUCAUCACGAAGUUCACAAGAGAGAUCCCUUCCGUCAAAGAAGCCGGAGCUAGGUUAUUUCGGCAGCGGGAGGAGCAGGCGACCAGCGGGCUGCUCACUUUGGCAGUGGCGGGCGUGUGGACCGUCGUCUGGGGCGGGCUCUCCAGCGGGUACAACAUCGGCCUUGCAACGCUGCUGCUGCAGUUUGCGGCUGUCGGCUACAUGUUUGGGACGUACGGAAAAGUCGUGAGGGCGGGACUGUAAGCCUGUCGAGAAUCGUGCCAGCUAGCAUGCAUUUCCGGUGGAAGGGCGAUUCGCCGCUUCCGUGAUACUGUUCCCCAAGUGAGAGAACGCUUCGUGCCGCAGGAAGAGCCGACGGGCUUGCCCAUAUGUCAGACGACCUUGGUCAUCGCUGAUGCAUAUAGGCAAAGUGCUGUCCUACUGUCCGCUACAAGGGGAGUUGCAUCCGGACAUGUGCAGUCAGCAUUGAUGCCAGUCUUAUCGGCUGCUUCGUGACAUUCACUGGGCAUGGUACACGUUGCUUGGAAAUACGGGAAAGCAAAUUGGCGGUCCUUUGGGGCCAGGAGCAGUCACGAGAAUGGCACCGUCGCAUGUUGAUCACGCAUUUUAGACGUGUAAGUUGGUAUGGAGAAGCAACGUGCAUACUCGACCAGACCAUCCGAUGCUUGUUGCAUCGGACCGAUCUUUCAAAGUG